Anopheles merus is the source of this 4752-nucleotide messenger RNA. RefSeq names its product fat-like cadherin-related tumor suppressor homolog. Gene Ontology annotation, biological process: homophilic cell-cell adhesion. Gene Ontology annotation, cellular component: plasma membrane. The annotation marks the transcript as partial. The record is from RefSeq and is a predicted model, not a curated record. NCBI's taxonomy places the organism in Eukaryota, Metazoa, Arthropoda, Insecta, Diptera, Culicidae. Gene Ontology annotation, molecular function: calcium ion binding. The transcript is spliced from 8 exons.
GAACGAUACGCACACUGGCCUCAUUGGAUCUGGAAACGAAGCCGAACUACUGGCUGACGGUUUGCGCACAGGACCAAGCCGUUGUUCCGCUGCACUCUUGCGUACAGGUUUACAUCGAGGUGCAGAACGAAAACGAUAACGUGCCGCUCACCGAGGACGCCGUGUACUAUCCCUCGGUACCGGAAAGCAGCCCGCCGAACGUGAAGGUCCUGCAGCUAGCGGCCGAAGAUCGAGAUAUCGAUCCACUGCAGCAGAUUUCCUAUCGCAUUAUCUCCGGCAAUCCGGAGGGCAACUUCGCCAUCAACAGCACCAGCGGGCUAAUAACUACCACCGCGCGAAAGCUGGAUCGGGAAAAUCAACCUGAACAUAUACUUGAGGUCCUGGUGAUGGACAACGGCGAGCCGCAGCUAUCGUCGACGACGCGCGUCGUCGUGCAGGUCGAGGACGUUAACGACCACGCGCCCGAGUUCGAUCAGAAAAUGUACAAGGUGCAGAUACCGGCGAACGCCAAAAUCGAUCAGCCACUGUUUCAGAAUGAUUACGCUAGCAGUGGCUACGAACCGCCGGAGCUGGAACUGACCGAACCGAUGCUGUCCGAUCCGGACGUCGGGCUGGACGAUGCGGCCACGUGGGAAUCGUUUCCGGAGAAAAACUUCAACGACCUGCAAGUCAUCUUUCGGGUACUGGCGACGGAUCAGGAUAUCGGCGAAAACGGUCGCGUCACGUACUCGAUCAAGCCGGGCCGCGGGAAGGCGAAAAAGUUCCGCAUCGAUCCGGACACGGGCGUGAUCUACGCGGCCCGCACGUUCGAGAUCGACACCGAGUACGAUCUGCUGGUGCGGGCGGAGGACCACGGCGUGCCGAAGCGCUCCCAGCAGGCGCGCGUCGUCGUGGCCGUCGUCGGUGUGCCGCUCGAGUCGGAGAACGCACCGGUGGUGAAGACGGGCGACCAGCACGUGGAGGUGACGGAGAGCGAUGCGCCCGGCUACCUGGUGACGCUGAUCCAGGCGUCCGACGCCGACGGCGAGCAGGUCUGGUACGACAUCGUGGGCGGCGACGAGCGGCACGAGUUCUACAUCGGGCGGGACAAUGGGAACGUGCUGCUGGCGAAGUAUCUGGACUGGGAGCGGCAGCGCGAGUACAACAUCACGAUCAGCAUCUCGGACGGGGUGCACAUGGUGUACACGCAGCUGUACGUGUCGGUGAUCGACAUCAACGACCACCGGCCCGAGUUUACCGAGUCGGUGUACCGGGUGGACAUUUCGGAGAACAUCGAGGAGGGCAUGGAGGUGCUGCAGCUGCACGCGACGGACGAGGACGAGGACAAGAAGCUGUUCUACAGCUUGCACGCGGCGAGGGAUCCGGUAUCGCUGAAGCUGUUCCGGGUGGACUCCGUCACCGGGAGCAUCGUGAUGGCGCACCGGCUCGAUCGGGAAACGCUCGCCGAGCACGUGCUGAUAGUGAUUGUGAAGGAUCAGGGCACGCCGGCGAAGCGCAACUACGCCACCGUCAUCAUUACCGUGCACGAUCAUAACGACCACGCGCCCGAGUUCACGACGAAGAUCGUGCAGGGGAAGGUGUACGAGACGGCAGCGGUCGGGACGCAGGUGGUGCAGGUGUACGCGAUCGAUCGGGACGUGGGCGACAAUGCGCAGAUCGCGUACACGAUCGUGAGCGGCAACAUUGGCAACGUGUUCGGCAUCGAUCCGAGCAUGGGCGUGAUCAGUGUGGCGAAGCAGCUCGACAUCAGCACGCUGUCCGAGUACAUGCUGCAGGUGAAGGCGACCGACGGUGGGAAGCCGCCGCUUUCCUCCCAGAUCCCGGUGCACAUCAUGAUCGGCAUGGCGGACAACGCGCCGCCCCGCUUCAUCUCGGACGAUCCGGCGGCGGAAAUCUACGAAAACCAACCGAUCGGCACGUUCGUCAUCCACCUGGAGGCACGCAGCACCUCGUCGCUGCUGUUCCAGAUCAUCGGCGGCAACGUGGGCGACAUGUUCUUCAUCAACCCGUCGACCGGCGUCAUCACGACGAAGGACCAGCUCGACUACGAGCACAACAAGUUCUACAAUUUGACGGUGCGCGCCACGAACAUGGCGUCGGCGUCGGCCACCUGCUCGGUCACUAUUAACGUGCUGGACCGCAACGACAACGUGCCGUACUUCGAGCAGCAGGUGUACUGGGGCGAGGUGUCGGAGGCGGCCCCGAUCGGGUCGCUCGUGUUGACGCUGUCGGAGGCACUGGCGCCGAACGGCAGUGCGAUAACGGGCAACCAUAAUCAUCUCGUGAACGCUUCGCUGCCGCUCGUGAUCCGGGCGCGGGACGACGAUUCCGGCCUGAAUGCGCUGCUCCACUACGACAUCCUGGAUAUGCUGCCGCGCAGGUACUUCCACAUCGACUCGAGCACCGGCGCGAUCAAGACGAUCAUGUUCCUGGACCACGAAAAGAUCCCGUUCUUCAGCUUUCACGUCAAGGUAACUGAUCUCGGUAAGCCACGGCUGACGUCGGAACUGACAGCGGAAGUGCGCAUCAACAUCACGGACGUGAACGACUGUGCGCCCACGUUCAGCCAGAGCGAGUACAACGUGACGCUGCUGCUGCCGACCUACGCCAACGUGGCCGUGCUGCAAGUGAACGCGACCGACGAGGACAGCUCGGAAAACUCCACCCUCCGGUACGACAUCAUCGAGGGCAACCGGGACGGUGUGUUCGCCAUCGAUGCCACCACCGGCAUCAUCACGACGCGGGACGUCGAAAGCAUCGGCCCCGCCUACCGUCUCGCGGUGCGCGUCUCGGACGGCAAGUUCGCGAAGGUGGCGCAGGUGCACGUGAACGUCGAGACGUCCGAAAACUCGGGCCUCAUCUUCCAGCGCCCGACGUACGAGGGUUCCAUCAUGGAGAACAGCACGAAGAUCAGCACCGUCGCGGUGGUGAACGUGCUCGGCUCGACGCUGAACGAGCACAUCGAGUUUGCCAUCCUCAACCCGACCGACAUGUUCCAGAUCGGGCUAACGUCCGGCGCGAUCCAGACGACGGGCCGCAAGUUCGAUCGGGAGGUGCGCGACAACUACGAGCUCAUCGUGGAGGCCCGCUCCCAGCAGCCGGACCGGGAGAAGCCGCGCGUCGCCCACGUCAUCGUGAACGUGACGAUACUGGACAUCAACGACAACUGUCCGAUGUUUGUGAACCUGCCGUACUACGCGGUCGUGUCGGUGGACGAUCCGCGCGGCUCCGUCAUCACCAAGGUGCACGCGCUCGACCUGGACAGCUUCGAGAACGGGGAGGUGCGGUACGAGAUGAAGCGCGGCCACGGCGAGCUGUUCAAGGUGGACCGCAAGACGGGCGAGGUGACGCUGAAGCAGACGCUCGAGGGCCACAACCGCGACUACGAGCUGCUGAUAUCGGCGUACGACGGCGGCAUCACACCCUGCUCGACGGACGUUACCGUACACGUGAAGGUGAUAGAUAAAUCGAUGCCGGUGUUCAGCAAGCAGUUCUACUCGGACACGGUUGCGGAAAACAUCGAGCUGCAUUCGCCGCUGUCGGUUGCCAUCCAGGCGGAGAGCCCGCUCGGCCGGAAGCUGAUCUACAGCAUCGUGAAGGGCAACGAGAUGGAGGAGUUCGCCGUCGAUUUCAACACGGGUAAGUCACGCAACGCACGCCCUGCGGUAGAGACACAGUUUUCUCUCCAGUUUUUUUUGUGUGUGCUCUAUUUUCUUUCUUAACAGCAGUAUAGUGAAACCGUACUCCCCCCCUCAGCUCAAACUGUCAUCCGAUAAAUUAGUAUUGAGAACCCACACCAGAAGCUAUGUGGGCUCAAUCUCUCUCCCUUUCGCUCUAGAGUCUGUUCUUUCCAUCCGCUACUGUGGUGCAAAAGUUUUGGUCCUUCGAACCGGAUUCGGUUCCCGUGGUUGAUUGCUAGAAGAAGCUUUUUUCUUUUGGUUAGCCACUAUUCUCUACUCGGACGUUCUGAGCAGCAUGGGGCGGUGGUUACCACCCACUGCCGAAAGUGAUAGAAGACCUCAAACAGUCACACACACAUACACACAGACACACGGAUGCAGGCAUAGAAAAAUAUUGCUCCUGUGUUCUGUUCCUCACUUUCUCAUUCGCCGAGUCCGGUUUCCGGUGGACGGAAACCAAUGCACCGUGUAGCGGGUUGCAAACAGUUCCAGAGAAUUAAUUUCCUUGACGUUCACCGGGAGGAUACGGUACCGGUCAGACCGGCCUUGGUAGACCAUUCGUGCUUCGUCACUUUCACGUUUUAUGUGAUAUUUUUCUUUCCGGCUGGCGAUUUUUUGUCCGCCUCUGCUUCGCUCUCCGUCUCUCAAUCUGCUUUGUUUUAGGUUAGGUUUUGAUCGUGUUUUUUUUCCUUUCUAUGGCAGGCAUAUCAUCACCCAAAAAAAACAUGCCUUACGUCGAUUAAAAGCAAUCGACAAAGUGAAACAAUCUCCCAGAUUCCACCAGGUCUUUUGUGUGUCCGAUCUUUGCAGCGGAGGCAAUUUUUUGUCUGUGUAUGUGUGUUGGAAUUUUCUUACUGUUGGGAAGUGCUCGCCGGCACUUGUCAAGCAUUCGUUGUUUCGCUUGGGUUUUUUUUUUGGUCGUUUGUUUUCGGUAAGCUCUUCCAACCGGGGGAGGUAGAAUUUAAUAAACUCGCUUCAUCGAACAGUAGUUACAUUUUUGUCUCGAAUCGCGCCGCUGCUCGUUACUUCGUCGUGCCGCCGGUGCUACGGUCGCUGAUACUUUCCGACGGAG